Messenger RNA from Tigriopus californicus, 2135 nucleotides. RefSeq lists its product as uncharacterized. Bases 187 to 2079 code for a protein of 630 amino acids. The record is from RefSeq and is a predicted model, not a curated record. The transcript has 2 exons. NCBI's taxonomy places the organism in Eukaryota, Metazoa, Arthropoda, Copepoda, Harpacticoida, Harpacticidae.
CUGUCGGCACUCUGACAGCUCAGGGCACACUGGUCACAUCACUCCAGAGGCUACAGUUAGCUUUUUGAAUAGAGGAGUCAGUAAUCAUAUGACGCUUGUUGAGCUGAGUGGCAAUCAAUUGUGUUCCCUUCAUCAUCAGUCUCUUUUGACAACGAGUUUGACGGAAGCACAUUUUUCCAAAGUACCAUGGGAGAUCAUGGUUAUGCUGGCCUCUCUAAACCCACGAAGCCAGGCCUCUCAUCGGCACCGACUGGAAUGCUCAAGGAGGAGGUUCUCGAUGAGCUGGAAAAGCGUCUCGUUCAUGAUGAAACCGUGCACAUUCAACCUCCGAGGAAGCCGACAGCCAUUGAGAUUGAGCUCGAUAUGACCAAACCCAUGUGGCGCGAGACUCUUGGUGAGGAGAACCAAGGGGCCAAUGAGGAUCAACUAAAGACUUUGCUUGACCUCAAAUUGGAGCAAGCCCGACAAAUGAUUCCAGUGCGAUGGAAGGCAGAGAAAAAAUUCAAGGAUGACUGUCAAAUGAUUGACCAAAUUCAAGCCAACUUCGAACAGGUUUUGAAUAGCCUUCAGGCCAAGGAGUCGACUGACCCUUCCGCCCGAAUAGAGGAACAUCAAGCCAAGCGGCUUAUCAAGGACUGGGAGACGUGCAGACUUCCGCAGCUCGAGGCCAACUUUAAGGAUGCCACCCGAGUAUGGUACAAACCCCACCGUGACCCUCUCACGACCACCUACUCGACCAUCAUGAACAGGUUUGCGAACUUGAUGGCCCGAUUUGAAUACGAGACCUCUAUCCGACCAGCCCUGAAUGGAUCUACCGUGGACCAUUCCACCCAGGAUUGGAUGACUAAAACCAUUUCAGUGACCCACCCAGAGCAACCCAAAAUGGAACAGUUUCGUGUCCAGGAUAAGAUCAAGCCGUUUGAAGGGGAUCUGGGGGAUCCCGAAGUUAUGGCCAAGUUCUCCCAAUGGAAGUGCGAUUGGGCAGCCUUGGUCAAGGAGAUGGAAUCCUUGCCCGGAUUCAACAAGAUAUCUCUGUUUGAAAAGCUCAAGAAAGCCCUUUCCGAACGGGCUUUCAGAUUAGUGUAUCGCUAUCCCACCAAGAGAGAAGAUUCUUAUGACAAAGCCAUGCAAGAAUUGAAGAACAAGUUUGAGAACCCUUUAAACAUCGCUGCUCACCUCAUUAAGCGCGGACUCACCCCAAGGAGGACCAAAGCUGACCAAUUGGAGUCUGUCAAAGCGUCCUUAAAUGCAUUGCAACGCGUGAAAAACAUAUUUGAGACAGAAAACGUGGACAUGUACACGUUUGCGCUGACAUGCACCUUUACCCGGUCCAUGACUCCUUCCAUGGAGGAGAGUUGGGACAAAUUCAGGAUCCAAGAAAUGCACCACUACCACGAAAAACGCGACCUUGGUGUCAAGGCCGGGGAAUUCCUUCCGGAAUGGAAAUUUGGCCUGGUUGACAACUAUGAGAAGUUCAAUGCUUGGCUCGAAAAACAAGAGGCUCAACUCAAAAAGGAUGACAUCGAGCGCCGAAGUGACCAGCUAUCAUCGCUUUGCCGGGAAUCGACCAAUCAAGAAGAGAUAGAGACACCGAAGGUGGAUUUUUUUUGCUUUCUAUGUGGACCCAAAAACUCGAACCACCAUCUGACCCGAUGUCCCGUUGGUUUGGACAUGUCCUUGAAAGAUUGGGUACGUGUCUGUCGGAACGUCUCCUAUUGCUACAAAUGUGCCCGACCCUUGGAAGGGAACCAUCAUCAGUGCCACAUGACAUGCCGAAUUUGCAUGGGCAGAAGCAAAGAGGUGGAUCACCACGUGCUUAUGUGUCCCCUAAACCUUUAUCGGACCUCGCCUUUAGUUCAAGAUCACGAUAAUCAUCGCAGAGAUCGUGUAGGUUCUCGCCCUGACCCCAGGAAAACUAGUACAAGAUCCAGUUCCAGAGCAUCCAGGGAAUCUCCGGUGGAUAAACGUUCCCGAUCCGCACGACGUGGUACAUUUGAAAACUCAACCAGUGAAGAAGAUUCACAUUCUCGCACAAGAGCAAGAAGUCCCUUGUCCUCGGGUCGAUAUCAAAGACAUUGAAUGGUCCCUGAAUUGAUAAUAAUGAUUGGAAAUAAAAAAACAAUUUCUAAAUUGCA